AUGGCGGAGUUGCAGGGCGUGCAGCCCUCGACCGAGGACGCUCCUCGCGAGAGAGCGGGUCCCAGCUUCGCUGAGGAGGACGCCGGAGCGAAGGCCACCAAGUCGGCGCGGGACCUGUCGGAGAAGCGGAAGGCCUUUGGGCGGAGGAGCGGUUCCCGGCUCUCGGACCAGUCGGCGCUCCGCCUGAAGGCGUUGGAAACGCAGAAAAGCUUCCGAAGGCCUCACUUCUGGGUCUUGGCCUUCGGUUGGUUCUUGGCCUUCUGCUCUGGCAUGGCUCGGGGCCCGGAGGUCACCGGGGAGCGGAGGUCACCUGCGCGUGGAAGAUCCAAUGGCCGAUGUACUGAACCCGGCCAUCUUUCUGGUGCUUUCCUUCGUUGUCGGCUCCUUUAUGUGCGGAUUGCUGAUCGACAAGAACCAGGUCCACUUCGGUGGGAAGUCUCUCUAUGGCGUUGCCUUGGUGCGGAGUCUCUUGUGAUCGAAGGAUCUCGCGACGGACGCGAUUGGAGCACAUUCACCAGUAAACAUCAACGACUUCUUUUCUGCGUUUAA
Molecule: messenger RNA, 549 nt
Organism: Durusdinium trenchii
Lineage: Eukaryota; Dinophyceae; Suessiales; Symbiodiniaceae
Source: the annotation of a GenBank genome assembly